Molecule: messenger RNA, 3711 nt
Organism: Labrus bergylta (ballan wrasse)
Lineage: Eukaryota; Metazoa; Chordata; Actinopteri; Labriformes; Labridae
Gene: notchl
Product: notch receptor, like
Biological process (GO): cell differentiation; multicellular organism development; Notch signaling pathway
Cellular component (GO): membrane
Molecular function (GO): protein binding
Source: RefSeq, a predicted model, not a curated record
GCGAGUAGACAAAGUGGGCUGGGUGGUGGUACUGGAAGGUGUCGGUGGGAUUGGUGAUGGAAAUGUGCGACAUGCUCAGAGUUUAACUUCUUGCUGUGAACAGCAGGAGUGAAAGGACACCACAGAGAAACACAUUCACACCAGUGGGAGAAAGGCUGUGAGUCACGUCUUGAGAUCAGAGGGAGGUUUACCCAACAGCUGGACCGCGCGGACAGCAGUGGAGAAAAGGCAAACAGCUGCGGAACCUGAGGAAGGAGAAGAUGUUGGGUCUGAGGGCGUUUGUUCUGCUCGGGCUGAGCUGGACAUGUCAUGCGGCGUCUGUCGACCCGUGGGGCCAGUGUCCAGUCAACAGAAAGUGCAAGGACAAGUUCGGCGACGGUACAUGUGACAAAGAGUGUGUGGAGCCCGAUUGUCUGAGAGACGGCUUCGACUGCCUUAAGGAGAAGAGCCCCUGCAAUCCAAGCCACAUCCUGUACUGCCGCGACCACUACGCCAACUCCCACUGUGAGCAGGGAUGCGACAGCGCCCCCUGUGGAUGGGACGGCAGCGACUGCUUCACACACCAGAGCCCCCUUUGGGCAAAAGGCACCCUGAUCCUUCACGUCAACGUCCCACAACAGAGGGGCCAAUUCACCAACAGCUCCCUGCUUUGGGCGCUCAGUGUCCUCCUCAAGUCGCCACUCAAGCUGAGAGGCUCCGCCCCCCUAGCGCCUAACAGGAACUUGUUUGACUUUGAUGCUCAGCAACUCGCCACCCUGCUGGCUCAGGCAUCACCGACUGACUCAGAUGGCUCCCUCCUUUUCCUCCAGGUGGACAACAGGCCGUGCUCCCGUCUGCCCUCUACCUGUUUCCCCUAUGCCAUCGAGGCGGCCAGUUUCCUGCGUGCCGUAUUGCUGCUGAGGCCUACCACGUUCAACACCCGGCCCGAGCUGAAGGCCAUCUUUAGUAUAAGAGGUGUGCGAGAGGAAAUAGGAAGCAGGGAGGAGGAUAUUGUGAUAAAGGAAGUCAAAGAGCCGACCCCAUCGUGGCUCUGGGCGGUGAUAGCCAUUGCAAUUGGCCUGCUCCUGGUUCUUGCCCUGGCCGUGUUCCUGGUGGUGAGGAGGGUCAGGCGGCAGCGGUCUGAGAGGGAAGACGGCCACAGGGUGAGACAUAUGUCCACGAUCACAGACAAUGACCCCAAAUCCAAAGCUAUGACUCCACACACAGCCCACCAAGAGCAGAGGGUAAGAGCGAGCAGGGAGAAAGAGAAGAUCAGCUUGAGGAAAAAGAAGAAAGCAAAGGAAGCAGAGAAGAAGAGAAGGAGGGAACCGCUGGGGGAGGACGCCAUUCGAAUGCGGCCUCUCAAAAGAGACCAGGAUAUAGGAAGUGACACAGACUUCACCCAGAGUUCAAUGGAAGACAUCAAUGCGAGAUGCUCGCGGCGACAGGAGGACGCCGCCAUCUGUGACCACCGGAGCUCUGAGCAGAAACACUACAGAGGAGGAAACUCACAGCCCCGCAGACCUGUUCAACCUCCACCUAGAGGAUGGGAGAGAAAUGCCAUGCCUCCUCCUCUUCUCAGUCCUCCUCAACAGUCGGCAGAGUGGUGUGGCCCUGACGGCUCUGUGGUUCUGAUCCGGGCGGUGCGUAGCGGACUGGACAGAGUGGUCCUGGAGCUGCUGCGAGCAGGAGUGCCUGUCAACAACACGGAUCACACUGGGAGAUCAGCCCUGCACUGGGCGAGCUCAGUAAACCACCUCUCCCUAACAAGGACCCUCAUUCGCUAUGGGGCCGCUGUGGACCUGCAAGACAACAAGGGCGAGACGGCGCUCUUCCUCUCUGCCCUUCAUGGUUGCUAUGACACAGCCAGACUCCUCCUCCUUCACGGGGCCAACCUCGAGCUGCACGAUCGUAGAGGACGUCGGCCAAUCGACGUGGCCAGAGAAGGCAUGCGCCACCAGGUCAUGGAGCUCCUAUUGGCUCACCAAAUUCAGAGAGGGCCCGUCACUGUUGAAGCAGCCAAUGAGAUGCUGUGGGAGGAGCGCGCUAUGAUGUACUCGCCUUGGGACGGAUCUCAGGGCCUGCCUGGAAGAAGUGCCUCCUUCUCCGGGAUCAUAGCCCAUCGAGAUAUGACCCCGCCUCCGCAGAAUGAUUGGUCGAUGAGCCGUGUGCAGUACCCCUCCCCUCAAAACUGGCGGCCACAGCUCAACCAAUCAGCAACAGCGCUGGUCCCUCCAAGAAUCAUGGGCCGCUCGCCUCGGCCCAUCAGCACCUUACAGGAGGUGACCUCAGAAGACGAGGACCGAGACAGGCAUCACGAAGCGCCAAGGGCUGCGACACCUCACUUCCUGUCGCCCCAGCCGGCCCCUCGGCAGCGUUCCUUUUCCUGCACCCAGCAUGCAUUGCAGCGUCGCUCCAGUGCCCCGCAGCCUGAGCCCAACUAUGUUAUCGUAACAGACAACUCAGCCCAUGAGCCCGUGGAAAGAGUGGUUGUUUCUCCUCCCACAGAUAUGGCUGCUCAGUCAGAUCGCCUGCCGGUCGUAAACGGUGAUCACUCGAGUAGAGCAGCGCUGAGUUUUUCAAAUUCAGAGCAGAAAUCGAGAGGUGAGAGGCCGAACAACACCGACUCCACACAAACAGCCCUUUAGAGAGAAGACAAACCCCUUUAAGCAUGAAAGAACAGCAUCAUGAACAUGUGAGGAAAAUAAUGGCUCACAAUGAAGCUCUAUUAACUGAGAGGCGCUGAGCUUCAGGUUUUGACAUCAGGUUUAUUUUUAACUGCAGUAAAGCUCCAAAGAUAAUGGCUUACAAGAAGGCCCAAAGCUCUCGUUUUGAGAUUUCCAACGUGUGUUUGUUGGAAGACUUCUGACUCCUCUUAUUCCAUUUUUUUUUUUUGGUUAAAAUGCUUCCAAUAUGAAACAUGUCAGCACUCGGAGAUGUUCCUCCCCAACUCUCCUCCCCAGUUUUUUUCUCAGCCUUGCUUAAAUUAUUUCUAAUAUCAUUGUAUAUAUUUUUUACUAUAGAAGAGAAUAUUGUUCCAUCUGAAAAUGGAUACCAAUCAAACACGAUGAAUGUAACACUUACUCAGAAAAUGUAACGUCUUUUGAGUGUUGCCAAAUACUGUAAUAUAUUCACACUGCCUCGACUUCGAACAGAUUGUUUUCUGAUUAAAGAGGAAACAAUCAGGAAUUCAUGUAAAAUACAAUUUAAAAAAAAACAUGUGCAUGUGGUUGCACAAAGAGGUCAGACUCCUGCUGGUAGAUGCAAUAAAGUGACUUUUCAUGCAAAUCAUUUGGACUUUUAAUUUUGUUCCACUUUCCAACAAGUCAUGUGUGCACAAAACUUUGGCUUUGGCUUUGACUGACCUCUUCCUGACAUUAUAGGUGUUUGUUUUGGUGAGCUUGUAUCCCAGAAAUCCAAAAGCAAAAAUAACAGAUUCAAGAUGAUGUCACUCUGAAUGUGAGUGCAAAGGUGUGAAGAAUCUUUUGCAGGGUGGCUUCGUUUAAGAAGGGGUGAAUAUUGAAUAUACAAGACACAUAUACUGUAUAUAUAAUAAUAAAAUAGAAAGAAAAUCAGUAAUAAAAACAAGAAUGAAAAAGAAAUGAAGACGUUGAGAAGAUGUACAAACAUUAGACAAUAUGAAUAUAUAUAUAUGCAGUAGCAUGAAUAAGUUGUGUUAUAAAAUGUGCUGUCUAAACUCUUUUCAGCUCUCACAAUAAAACAACCAUAUCC